GGUUUCAGAAAUGUCCACCUCCAGCAAUGUCCUGUCUGAAGAGCAGUUCCUGUGCUCUAUCUGUCUGGAUGUGUUCACUGAUCCAGUCUCUAUUCCAUGUGGACACAACUUCUGCAAGGCCUGUAUCAGUGAAUACUGGAACACCACUGCCCUGUGCCAGUGUCCACUGUGUAAGGACACAUUCAAUAGAAGACCGGACCUAAAAACCAACACAACACUCAGAGAUGUUGCAGAUCAUUUUAAGAGGAUGAAGGUCUCAGGCAGAGAGGAGUCCUCUUCCAAGCCUGGAGAAGUAGCACAAGUGCAGCAGAUGAUCCAGGAGCGACAGGAUCCUGAGCUGAGGAGGUUACGGCAGUGGUCAGUGGAUGUGACUCUGGAUCCUGAUACAGCACACUGCAAGCUCAUUGUGUCAGAGGACAGGAAACAAGUGAGCUAUGGAGACGUACGGCAGAUUCUCCCUGACCUCCCAGAGAGGUUUGAAUGUUAUCUAUCGGUCCUGGGAAAGGAGGGCUUCUCCUCAGGGAGAUUCUACUUUGAGGUUCAGGUGAGAGGGAAGAUUGAAUGGCAGGUAGGAGUGGCCAGAGAGUCCAUCAUCAGGAAGGGCCCAACGGCUGUAAGCCCUGAGGGUGGACUCUGGGCUCUGUAUAUGAAUAGGAAUAAGUAUAUAGCCGAGGACACACACCAUAUCCCCCGCUACCGGAGUCAGAAACCCCAGAAGGUGGGGGUGUUUGUGGAUUACAAGGAGGGUCAGAUCUUCUUUUAUGAUGUAGAAAACAUGUCUCAUAUCUACUCUUUCACUGGUUGUACCUUCACUGAGAAGCUAUAUCCAUACUUGAACCCCUGUGAUAAUGAGGAGGGUUCAAACUCAGCCCCAUUGGUCAUCUCUCCUGUCAAUCACAUUGACUGAAUUGGGGUCCAAUAAGGCAGAAGUGCUGAUAAUAUUGGGCCGCUUUCAGGGGGUUUGCCAAGGAGUCGCAAAACAAAAUUUCACAACACCUGGACAGGUGUUGAACAUCACGCCAGAAACCGCAUCAAUAUGAUAUUAUAAUCUCAAGCAUGACUGCAAUAUAUCUAAUGAUUGGUUCAUUUGUAGAGCAUCUUUUAAAUCAGAGGAUUAUGCUUGAAAUCUGAUCUACCGUAGAAUAUUGUUUUAGUUUGUCUUUUUUCAAAUUUAUUUUCCCCAUGUUUCAGUAUAGUGUGUUGAGACGUUGUUUGGAUUAAUUUGGGAGUAUGUCCUGAAUUAUCCAAAUCUAGUACAAUGCAUCCAAUUUCUUGUGACUUUGUUUUCAUUGUAUGUGGUCAAUGUCAAAUAAACAU
This is a messenger RNA of Oncorhynchus tshawytscha (Chinook salmon), 1317 nucleotides long. Its product is annotated as zinc-binding protein A33-like. Gene Ontology annotation, molecular function: protein binding. The coding region runs from base 11 to 907 and encodes 298 amino acids. The record is from RefSeq and is a predicted model, not a curated record. The transcript has a single exon. Lineage: Eukaryota; Metazoa; Chordata; Actinopteri; Salmoniformes; Salmonidae.